Messenger RNA from Cygnus olor (mute swan), 4844 nucleotides. RefSeq names its product cyclin dependent kinase 7 (gene CDK7). The transcript is spliced from 12 exons. Gene Ontology annotation, biological process: protein phosphorylation; positive regulation of transcription by RNA polymerase II. Gene Ontology annotation, molecular function: RNA polymerase II CTD heptapeptide repeat kinase activity; ATP binding; cyclin-dependent protein serine/threonine kinase activity. NCBI's taxonomy places the organism in Eukaryota, Metazoa, Chordata, Aves, Anseriformes, Anatidae. The record is from RefSeq and is a predicted model, not a curated record. Gene Ontology annotation, cellular component: transcription factor TFIIH holo complex; transcription factor TFIIK complex; cytoplasm. The coding region runs from base 199 to 1221 and encodes 340 amino acids.
UUGGUGUCCCCUCACGGCGCAGGCGCGGCCGGUGACACGAGGCGGCGAAGCUGGGGCCUCGGCACCCUGCGGUUGCCAGGGGCGGCUCGCGGCGGCGGCGGCGGGCCGGAAGCGUGGCGGUGUUAAAGGCCCGCGGCCGCCGUUCGGCCGCCGCCAUCACGGAUUUUCCGCUUCCUUCGCGUCUCUCUGGUGGCAGCCAUGGAUGCGCGGGCACGGGCCAAGCGCUACGAGAAGCUCGAUUUCCUUGGGGAGGGGCAGUUCGCCACCGUGUACAAAGCAAGGGAUAAGAACACCAACCGGAUAGUGGCUAUCAAAAAGAUUAAACUUGGGAAUAGAUCAGAAGCUAAAGAUGGAAUCAACAGGACAGCCCUCAGGGAGAUAAAGUUGUUACAGGAGCUAAGCCAUACAAAUAUUAUUGGUCUUCUAGAUGCAUUUGGCCACAAAUCCAAUAUUAGUUUGGUGUUUGAUUUUAUGGAAACAGAUCUAGAGGUUAUUAUAAAGGAUAGUAGUAUUGUGUUGACUCAGGCUCACAUCAAAGCAUACAUGCUGAUGACACUUCAAGGAUUAGAAUAUUUACAUCAGCACUGGAUUCUACACAGGGAUCUUAAGCCGAAUAAUCUGUUAUUAGAUGAAAAUGGGGUUUUAAAAUUGGCUGACUUUGGCUUGGCAAAAUCUUUUGGAAGCCCAAAUAGAGUUUAUACACACCAAGUAGUAACAAGGUGGUACCGAGCCCCAGAAUUAUUGUUUGGUGCUAGAAUGUAUGGUGUCAGUGUUGAUAUGUGGGCUGUUGGUUGUAUUUUAGCUGAGCUGCUCCUCAGGGUUCCUUUCUUGCCAGGAGACUCUGAUCUUGACCAGCUGACAAGGAUAUUUGAAACACUGGGCACCCCGACAGAAGAACAGUGGCCUGAGAUGACAAGUCUUCCAGAUUAUGUCACAUUUAAGACUUUCCCUGGAAUGCCGCUUCAGCAUAUCUUCAGUGCCGCUGGUGAUGAUUUGCUCAGUCUUCUGCAAGGCUUAUUUGCUUUUAAUCCUUGUGCUAGGGUUACAGCUACUCAGGCAUUGAAACAGAAGUAUUUUAGUAAUCGACCAGGACCCACUCCAGGAAAUCAGCUACCCAGACCCAACUGUCCUGCAGAAGCUGUAAAGGAGCAACAAAAUGCACUUUUAAAUUUAAAAAGGAAAAGAACAGAAGGAAUAGAUCAAGCCUCAAGAUUGCAAUAAAUGAUGGAGGGAGAUCCAGCUGGGAAAACUAUACCAGCCCUCCUGUCAACCUGUGGCUGUUGAACAUUUCAUAGUGCAGAUACUGUGCUCAGCUCUGUUGCCUGACUUCCAGCAUAACUGUGUUGCAAAGUGGCUGCUGGGCAACCAGACUUCUUCAAUGGAAAGAAACAAGCCAGUAGAUGCUGUUGAUGCGCAGCCUAACCACGUGCCCACCGCUGUUGUGCAGUGGAUCUCAGGGAUACCUGGUGAGCCAUUGUCAUUUUCCCAGUUGUGAACCUCUUUCAGCAUUCUGUUUUUUUAAUGUAUGUGGCAAGUAUAUUAGCAGAAGAGUUAAACUUGUAGAGGAAUAGUAACCAUCUUCUUGCUGCUGUGGUAACUCAAUUUACUUGUACCAUCAGCCAACUUGGAAAUAUGUUGGCCUUAAAGGGACAGCAGUUGCUAUUCCCUCAGUACCUUACUGUGUUCAUGGCAAUAUCCUACUGUGUUUCUGGUUGUUGGUGAGUGAAAAUUAAAUUUUUACUAAGACCUAGAUGACAGCGUUAUUUCAUGAACGUUUUCUCUAUUUUCUAUACUAGUUAUAGCAGGUUUUUUAUUAUCUGUGUAAUCACAGAUCAUCCUGAGUGCAGGCUGAAGGACUGAGAGGAGAACUGCAGUCCUACCUCUGACAGGGAUAGGUUUAAAAAAUAUGUUGAUCUCAAUAGGGAAGAGAGAGUUAGAAGUACUGUAAAAAAUUUUUUGCAUUCAGCUUCUCUAGGGCAGCAUUCUGACUGGACUUCAAAGUCCUGAAAUGUUCAGCCACUAAUACAGGUACAGAAUCUUUCAGUGAGUAUACUCACACCUAACUCUUGGGCGUAACAAAUAGAGCUUGUAUGGCAGUGGCAAUUUUGUGUUGUACCAGCUCUGCUGUGAGAGUUACAUCAUUCUCUUCUUGUCAAACACAGCGUAUGCCUAGACCACACCCUGGCUUGAAGGGAGCCUUUUCCAGUAGAACAAAGAGCAAUUCUCCAAGCUGCUAUUGGCAAAACUUGUCGAGUAGAUACCGAGUUUGAGCAUUUGUUUAUUGUGCUCUGUAAGAGAGGUUGAAGAGAGAGAACAUCGAGCAUUUUGUGACCUAUGCUGCUGACCUGUGUGCUUCCAGUCAUGUGUCUAUCACAGCAGACUUGAAUUAAAAAAGCAGUGCUCCUAUAUAAUAGAAGUUCAAGAACCAUUCUCUUCCAAAUCCCACACUGGAAUUCAUUUGUCAUACUGUGCACCGCAGGUAAGGCUGUUCUGUGCUGUGAGUGUAUAUAGCAGCUCAUCAUGUCUUGACUUCAGUUGUGCUCGUGAACAAAGCCUUCUGUGUCAGGGACUAAACUUACUUUGCUCUUAAUGCUGGUUUUGUGCAUACAUAAAGUGUACAUACACCACAGAGUAAGAUAAGAUUAGAAAAACCAUCAGCACAAUAUUUUUUUUCUUGAUUUCAGGCUUUUGGAUAGUUUGACUUAACUUUUGAUUUAGGUCAGAACUCUGGAAGGAGUAUUUGUGACUACUGCUGGCUAUCAAUUACUAUGCAACUGGUCAUCUAAAUACUGUUUAAAUUUGUAGCUAGCUUACCUUGCGAGCUGUAUGUUGUGCUAAUGAUGCUUCAGCUUGGACGAUCUGUUUUAUCACACCAGCACAUUGAAUAUAUAGCUGUUGCAACCUACUUGGCUUCUGUUACGAACGAUAGCGGUCACGUAUGGUUUCUCUUGAGCUUGCAGUGUGCAUGCUUGUGUAAUUGUAUAAAGGUUUAUCUUGUACGCUUGUGCAAACUGGAAUUUAAUCUAAAUGCCUUCUCUCUUGGAUUGAGACUGUUUCCCUGCCCUCAUCACUUUUUUUUUAAUUGAGAGCCACUGAGGUUUCUUCCUGAAAGGUUAGCGCUCUUCUUUGUGAAAAAUUUCAUAGUUCUUACCUUCAGACUUACUGGAGCUUGAGUAACUUCUGUGGAUUGUACUGAUAUUGUUUAUAUAAUUUAAUAAAACCUUUUUUCUCCCUACAAUAUUGCCACAAUAAAAGCAGCAAAACUCACUGUAAGAGCACACAAUACAGAAAGGGAAGGUGCUCUCUGUUCUGAACAAAACUGAUUUCGUUUUCUCACAGAGACUGGGGUUACUUGUGGUGACAUGGAGAGGCAAGGCUCCUAGCUGUCGUGUCUUCAUCUCAUCUCCUUGAUUCUUCAUUAGUGCCAACACUGUAUGAUCCCUCCAGCCUUUAUGCUCUUUCGACAAAGAAGCUUAGAGCCAGGAUGAGGUGUAACACUGUUGCUUUGCAUUUGUGAUAUGUUCUUAUCUAUGUUAUAGCCUCGAAACUGUCAGCACUCCAGGCAGCUCUGCUAGUUCUACCUGUGUUUGUUCUUGGUUUUGUGAGUGUUCCUGUUCCCUUGACUUGCUGCAUAUACGCUGUUCUCUUAACUCUUGCUUGGCCACUUCUUCUGGUGCAUGGUCACUUAUGCUCCAUGUACACCAGUAUAAUGAUUCCUUUACAAAUCUCUAAAAUCAUAGCAGGUUUCACCUGACUGCAUAUUUACUUGCUUCUCAGAUAGAAGGGGAUAAUUACUACAAGAAAGCUGUGGUUUAGGUUGCUUUUUACUGAAUCCCCUCCACUUCUCCUUGCAUUUCAUACUGGAUUAUAUCAACCUUGUCUGAGGUAAGGUAUUCUCUCCACGUUGCUGUAAUAAAAUUGCAGGAUAAAUCAGGGAUAGUUCUAAAUUUAGUUUGCCUGGUUGAGGUACGGGAACUUGUUGGAGAGCUAAAUUGAGUUCUUUGAACACUCUUCACAGGCUGUAUGACGUGUAGUAGUGUGAGAAGCUGUGAAAGACGCAUGCAUGGCUGUAGUCCUUCGGGGCAUGAGAUACAGUACUGUGUAGGAUAAUCUUAUAUUGAUUCUUCUCUUCCCAAAGGGCUGAUGGGUAUUAGAUUUAUUCCUCCUAUAGCCCACCACCACCACCUGGAAGGCACCAGCAGCAGCUCUGUUAUUGCUAGCUUGAGAACUCCAUCUUGCAUUUCUCUAACACAUCUCAAUCACUGGUACAAACUUUGUUCAUCUUUCCUUGUAUCUCCUUUUCAAGCUUACCCAAGUAGAACUGGGAUAAAAUCUAAGUUUUGAUGCUACUGAAUUAUCCUCAUGUCAUUUCUGUGUUCAGUUCUAAGUCUUUUAAUUUAUUUUUUACUCCAUUUGUGAGAAAUUUAUUCAGCAAACUAUUAUUUCUUUUUAGAAACCCUUAUUCUUUCAGUUACUUAGGGAGUUUGUCUUCCUUCCAAGAAUUAAAUCUGCAGCCAGGCUGGCAGGUCCUGCAUGAGAAUUUCCUGAAAAACUUGCUGUGUAGUCAGCACAGAGGCUGCCAGUGUUGUGACCAUUUCUUCUAGUGCUGUCAGUUCAAACUGUACACACAAACCUACAUACUAACAGCAUUCACCACUGCGAUAAGAACAGAAUGGUGUGCAAGGAAAGGAGGAGGAGAAGGCGGCAUUUUGCUCUUAAUUAACAUGUGUAAUGGAAUGUGGUUUAUUGCUUACGCCAAGAGAUUUGUGCCCCUUUAGUAGGGAUGCUGGCAGUUGCACUGACCUGACUUUGACAACAGAAUGUGGACUAUGUGCUUCGUUUUU